This is a messenger RNA of Westerdykella ornata, 384 nucleotides long. RefSeq lists its product as uncharacterized. The transcript is spliced from 2 exons. Bases 1 to 384 code for a protein of 127 amino acids. NCBI's taxonomy places the organism in Eukaryota, Fungi, Ascomycota, Dothideomycetes, Pleosporales, Sporormiaceae. The record is from RefSeq and is a predicted model, not a curated record.
AUGGGCAACCUCUGCGGCAAACCCUCGUCCUCAAAAGACAACAACUUCGCGGGCCCCGGCCGCGUCCUCGGCUCCGCCCCCGCACAACCAUCCAAAGCCUCCGUCCCCGUCACAGCGAGGAAAGUCGGCGGUCCACCGAGGACACUAGGAGGAGAAGGAGGAACGCCGCAAUCAGGAGGACAAGCAAGAGGCGACUCUGAUCCGAGAAGCGCGGCUGCGGCCGCUGCAGAGGCCCGCGCAAAGAAAACACCAACAGGCGACCUGGCGCGCAAGCUCGAUGCGCAGAAACGGCAGACACAUGCGCAGACGCUGCAGUCUGCUGCGGCGGAGAACCUCGCGCAUAGACAAGCCGACGAGGCGUUUGCGGCGCGGAACCAUAAUUGA